Molecule: messenger RNA, 1167 nt
Organism: Aspergillus melleus
Lineage: Eukaryota; Fungi; Ascomycota; Eurotiomycetes; Eurotiales; Aspergillaceae
Exons: 1
Coding region: 1-1167 (388 amino acids)
Source: RefSeq, a predicted model, not a curated record
AUGCCGGCUACUCCGACCCGUUCUACGGGCAGUCACGGUGACGAAGGCGACCGCAGUGAGAAUGCUUCCAGUCGGCCGGGUACUCCAGACGGAUCGGCCACUGUGCGGAGCAUCCAUGCCCCUAGACCGCGGCGCAACCUAUAUGGAAUCACUGAGCACAACGGCAUGAUCAUCGUCAAUGGCGUAGACAUAGUGGCCCGUGCAACUAAUUGGCGCGAGCAAGGUCGAACGCAGGAGCAAGUCGAGAACCUGAGCCGCUUCAUAGAUUGGCUGAUUAUCGGCGGCCGAACAACAGAGCGUCCGAGUUCAAUGCCGACGCCCCUGCCGAGGCAGAAUGAGCGCCCGCCGAGCCCGCCCGACGAACUAAUUGUCAGGUCGAUGUACAAUCGUCAAUUGUACGGCUUGCCUCCAGAAGUCUUCCAGCGGGACCCAUUCAUACAAACGCGCCAAUGGCAGCAGCACUCGAUGGGCGGCAGAAGGAGCCCACCUCUGACGCCUCGAGAGCGCGAGGAGCGCAGGGCGGAGCAAGUUGCAGUUCCCCCGGUCCACCUGGACAAUGAACCGAGCCGCGACACUUGGCCGGUCGGAUGGGAACUUCACCAUGAUUACUACCUUUGGGCCUGUCGCGGGACCGUCGUCGACAUCGCCGAGCACCUUCAGGUGGCCUUUGACUUCAACCCACCCAUCCAGGAAUCUUUUGUUGCCGACAGGCUGAGUGGCGUGAACGCCUUCAGACAACUCACUUAUCUGCAAACGUAUUUCCCGGGCGAGACCCACUCCAUGCAGCGAGCUUUGGCGAGAGGCAUUAUCUAUGAGGCUGGUAUUGACCAUGCGGAGAUCCGCGGAGGCUUCCAGGAAUUGGAGGUAGAGCAAGAAGACCCCAGCAAUUUUGAGUACAGAGAGCCCGUAUGCCCCAGCUUUGGACCGGCCGACUGGGAUUGCAGGGACGAUGCAUAUCUGGCUCUGUAUCUGGGCCUGUCCCCAAGCACAUUCAUCCACGACUAUGGAUGGCUUUUCCCACACCCUAUCUGCCCCGAAUUCAUCCGUCUGCGCAUGGCCCAAAUUCCCUAUCUAGACCUGACUUCUUCGGACCUGCAGAGACAAGUGCGGCGACGUAAACGCUUCUUGAGCUGGGCUCCACGUCGACUUGCCAAUGUCAGACCAUGA